Molecule: messenger RNA, 2471 nt
Organism: Raphanus sativus (radish)
Lineage: Eukaryota; Viridiplantae; Streptophyta; Magnoliopsida; Brassicales; Brassicaceae
Product: scarecrow-like protein 9
Exons: 2
Coding region: 122-2140 (672 amino acids)
Biological process (GO): regulation of DNA-templated transcription
Cellular component (GO): nucleus
Molecular function (GO): DNA-binding transcription factor activity; sequence-specific DNA binding
Source: RefSeq, a predicted model, not a curated record
UGGUCCCCUCCACGCUCUACUACUCUCCUCCUCGUCUCCUUCCAUAGUCAUCACCUCACCUCACCUCUUCACCGGAUUCAAACUUAAUUACCUCUCUCAAACAACAACAACAAUAAUCCAAAUGAUUACCGAUCCAUCCCCGGUUGAUCUGACCCGUUUACCCGAUCAACCACCAUCCCUAACACUCUUCGACGGUUACAACUACAACCACCACCACCCCCUCUCCAACGACAACCAAAACGCCUUCGCGACGAUGACGUCAUCGGAGGAAGAUCCCGCCGACGAGUUCGACUUCUCCGACGCCGUUCUAGGUUACAUCAGCCAGAUUCUGAUGGAGGAGGACAUGGACGACAGGGUGUGUAUGCUGCAGGAGUCUCUCGAUCUCGAAGCCGCCGAGCGAUCUCUCUACGAAGCGAUCGGCAAGAAGUAUCCUCCCUCUCCCGAGCGCAGCUCGCCUCCUUACGUCGAGAAUCUCGACCACGUCGUCCCCGCCGGCGAUCGUACCGGCUUCGGCGGCGGAAUCAGGCCUGCGAGCGGCGGCGGAGGUGGAUUCACGUUGGAUUUUCGGAAUCCUCAGAGUCGUUGCUCUCCGGUUCUGAGCGUUCCUCAGUCUCCGUACGGUGUACAUGAUGAUAACAGGGAUGAUCAGUCCGUGUGGCUGUUUAGGCGUGGGGUUGAAGAAGAAGACGGCGAGAGAAAUGAGAUGGUUGUGAACUUCAAAGUAAGGAGAAACCCUAACCGCUGCGCCGGCGGAGACGAAGAAGAGAGGUGUAGCAAGCUGCCUGCAGUGUUCUCCGAGACGAUAUUGAAGUCGGACGUUGUGGAUAAGAUCUUGGUUCACGUCCCAGGUGAAGAGAGCAUGAAGGAGUUCGACGCGUUGCGUGAAGUCUUGAAGAAAGGAGUGGGGAAGAAGAAAGCCUCAGCGCCUCAAGAAGGGAAGAGACGAGCCAGAGGAAGAGGACGAGGGCGCGGAGGAGGAGGAGGAGGUGGGGUGAAGAAAGAAGUUGUGGAUUUGAGGAGUCUUUUGAUACAUUGUGCUCAAGCUGUUGCGGCUGAUGACAGCAGAUGCGCAGGGCAGCUGUUGAAGCAGAUACGGCAGCAUUCGACGCCGUUUGGCGAUGGGAACCAGAGGCUGGCUCAUUGUUUUGCUAACGGUCUUGAGGCGAGGUUGGCCGGUACAGGGAGCCAGAUUUACAAAGGGAUUGUGAGUAAACCGAGGUCUGCUGCGGCUGUGCUCAAGGCUCACCAGCUUUUCCUUGCGUGCUGCCCUUUUAGGAAGCUCUCUUAUUUCAUUACCAAUAAGACGAUACGUGAUCUUGUCGGAAACUCUCCUAGAGUUCAUGUGAUUGACUUUGGUAUACUCUAUGGUUUCCAGUGGCCGACUCUUAUUCACCGGUUUUCGAUUUAUGGGAAACCGAAGGUUCGGGUCACCGGGAUUGAGUUUCCUCAGCCGGGGUUUAGACCGGCGCAGCGGGUUGAAGAGACUGGUCAGAGGUUAGCAGCGUAUGCUAAACAGUUCGGUGUGCCGUUUGAGUAUAAAGCGAUUGCUAAGAAGUGGGAUGCUGUUCAGCUUGAAGAUCUUGAUAUAGACAGGGAUGAGAUCACUGUUGUUAACUGUCUGUACAGAGCUGAGAAUUUGCAUGACGAGUCGGUCAAAGUAGAGAGCUGUAGAGACGCUGUUCUCAGUUUGAUAGGGAAGAUCAAUCCAGAUCUUUUCGUCUUUGGCAUUGUGAAUGGUGCGUACAACGCCCCGUUCUUCGUGACGCGGUUCCGUGAGGCUCUAUUUCACUUCUCCUCGAUUUUCGACAUGCUUGAGACGAUUGUGCCGCGGGAAGACGAAGAGAGGAUGUUCCUUGAGAUGGAGGUCUUUGGGAGAGAGGCGUUGAAUGUGAUCGCCUGCGAAGGUUGGGAGAGAGUGGAGAGGCCUGAGACGUAUAAGCAGUGGCAUGUAAGAGCUAUGAGGUCAGGGUUGGUGCAAGUUCCAUUUGACCCGGACAUUAUGAAGACAUCACUGCAUAAGGUCAACAAAUUUUACCACAAGGACUUUGUGAUCGAUCAAGAUAACCGGUGGCUAUUGCAAGGCUGGAAAGGAAGAACCGUCAUGGCUCUUUCUGUUUGGAAACCAGAGUCCAAGGCUUGACCUUGUGGUGGUGGGGCAUAAGAGGGACCAUCUCUUUUUGUUUUUCUAUAGAUGAAAGACUAGAGUGCUGCAUCCGAAGAAUUCACAUUUUAGUGUAAGUCACAUUUUAUGACAUACUCAGAGCUAGGUUCUCCUAACGUUAUUCUUGUAGCUAGGGAUGAUGAGAUUGAGAGAGUUUGUAUAUUGCUAGCAGAGUUAACUUGUCUUUAGAUUGUAACACGUAUAAGAGGAAGCUUAGAGAAAAUAUGAUUUUGAAAAGAAGUUUUUUACUUCUCCAAUGUACACACACGAGGACCAAUGCUACAUUGAAAUAAGAUGUGUUACUCCUUUA